AUGGCCGAGCAGGACCGUGGCGACUAUAUAUCAUGGGUUCAAGACGCCAAUGAUAAAUCACGUGAUCCACCCCUCACCCAAUCCGGCGAUGACAAUGCGACUUACACAGAUCGCCGUCACCUCAAACGGACCAGAGUCCUCCGCAUCGGCAGCCGAAUCAGCAGCCCUCAAUCCAUGACCGCCUCCUCCCGCUCUGCUUCUCCGCAUCUGUGUCGAUUAAGACGGAUAGCCCAGCCAUGGAGCAGCACACCAGUGGCCACAACAGGGGUCGAAUCACGCAAGGGAGUCAUAUUUCUCGUCUCCCAACCAUGUGGGAUGAUGUCAUGGGCACCAGAAUGCCGCCUCUCAGCUGUUCCUGUGGUUGAAGAUAUCUUUAUUUCUAAACAUGGUCGAUAUUUAGGUCGCACUACGUUGGUCGAACUUCACAAUAGUCUCGAGGCAUCAACGGGCGUCGCCAUGAUGGAACACUUGCUCGGUAGUGAGUAG
Molecule: messenger RNA, 486 nt
Organism: Aspergillus tanneri
Lineage: Eukaryota; Fungi; Ascomycota; Eurotiomycetes; Eurotiales; Aspergillaceae
Exons: 1
Coding region: 1-486 (161 amino acids)
Source: RefSeq, a predicted model, not a curated record